This is a messenger RNA of Closterium sp. Naga37s-1, 8295 nucleotides long. The record is from the annotation of a GenBank genome assembly. Lineage: Eukaryota; Viridiplantae; Streptophyta; Zygnematophyceae; Desmidiales; Closteriaceae.
AUGGGCGACCACGAUUGGAUUCGGCGAAUCCCCGAGUGCCCCGUGUACUACCCGACGGAGGACGAGUUUCGCAAUCCGCUCGCGUACAUCGAGAAGAUUCGUCCCGAGGCCUCACUGCACGGUGGGUGGCCUCACUGCACGGUGGGUGGAUGUACGCGAGCCGGCGGCGGAGCGGGAGAGCAAGGCGCGGGGGUGGUAGAGGCGAUUUGGCGGGGCAGAGGCGCGGGGCCCUUGAGACGGAUUGGUGGGCGCGAGGUCACGGCAGUCAGGGCACGCCGAGUCCGCUGGCCUGUGUCGCAUGGUCGUGGCUCCGUCACUCCAUGCGAGGACGCUCUCCCUGCUCCCCGCGCACUCCGCUCACUCAGCCCCCCCUCUGCCCACGCCCUCCUCUUCCCCCUUUCCGCCCCUCGCUUCUCGCGUGAGAAACUCGCCCUCUCGUCGACGCGCUUCGACCUGCCGCAGCGACGGCCUCGCUGCUCCACACCGCGCGUCUCCCAGUUCCGCCGCGUCGCACCGUCUCCACCUGUUUCCUUGAGGGGCCCUUUCUGCCUCCCUUCGUCCUUUCCGCUCCGCCUCUCGUCCUCGCAUUGUACUCACUGCCCGUCGACCCUCUCCCCCGCUUCACCCCUCUCCCCUCAUCCAUCCAACACCCCAGCCCAUACCCACAGCCACCCUCGUUUCGCACGCGCCACUAACGCGCACGCGUUCGCCACCGUCACUUCCCCCUUCCCGUUCCGCCCACCAGCACGGGCGUCCAGGCAAGCAAGGCUGCGCUGCAGCGCGCACACGCCCCCUGCGCGCAUGCGGGAGAAUGCCUCCGCGCGCACGCGUGGCAGGCAAUUCAGCGGGCAAGACGCAGGCAUCUGCAAGAUCGUGCCGCCCGUGCUGCCCACGGUGCCCGCGGGGCACGUGCUGCAGCGCGGGCAGAAGCGCCCCUUCCGCUUCACCACGCGCGAGCAGCCCGUGCGCGUGGCGGCGUGCGCGCAUGGCGACCCCCCCGCCUUCCGCAUGAGCGGCAGCCCACGCCCUCUUGACCUCUCGCUCUGCCACAAUCCUCUCCCUUCCCUCGCGUUCCUCCUGUCCACGUCUCAUCACCCCCAUUACCUCCCCACCCUUGCUUCUCUUGCCCUCAUCCUCCCCACCCGCCCGCCCAUCACCGCUCCUCGUUCCAACAGAACCUACUCUCUCCCCGAAUUUGAGCGCAAGGCCGAUCGCUUCCUGGCCACACGAUUCGCCACAUCAGCAGCGCUGCCAGCUGGCAUGGUGGAGCAGCUGUACUGGCAGGAGAUGGAGGGCGGCGGCAGGGAGGCGGGGGGCCACGCGGAGAGGGGCAAGGGCGGAGGGAGGGGGGCGGAGGGGGGAGGCGGGGGAGCAGGCGCGCGGGGGGGGCGGGGGGUGGCGCAUGUGGAGUAUGGCAGUGACGUGGACGGGUCGGGGUUCAGCUGCGACCCGCACGACCCCCUCGCCUCGUCCAGCUGGAACCUCAACGUGCGCACCUCCCCCUGCCACCACCACCACACGCCCCCCUCUCAUCCCUCAUCUCUCUCGCUCACCUGCAUUGACCGCACUCACCACUGCCUUUCACCGCACCCUUGCCGUGCCACUGUUCGCACUCCUCCUCUCCUCCUUUUGUCUCCAGCCCAUCUGUUCCUCUCUCUUCCACCCUCAACCGCGCCUCGCCUCCCCUCCCUGCAGGUGCUCCCCCGGCUGCCCGCCUCUGUGCUGCACCGCCUGCCCGUUGACAUUGCGGGCGUGACAGCGCCCAUGCUGUACGUGGGCAUGCUCUUCAGCACCUUCGCCUGGCACGUUGAGGACCACUACCUCUACAGGGGCUACCAUGACAGGUGUGCUACACAAAGCGCAGUGACACGUGUUUUGUGCGCCGCUGGUUGCCCUAACCUGGCCCUGCGCAACUCAUUGCAUUCCGUGCUAUUGCGUCCUCCACCUGGCCACAUGUCAUCCCCUUCCUGCCUCGCUCACCUGCCCCUCUGCCCCUCCCACACCGCACCGCACCGCACCACCCAUCUGCCCGCCCCCAGCAUCAAUUACCAGCACAUGGGCGCGCCCAAGACGUGGUACGGCGUGCCGGGCAUGGCGGCGCAUGCCUUUGAGGCCGUCGCCAUGCGCCACGUGUACGGCCAGGGGGACGCCCAGGGGGGGUGCGCGGCCAGGGACCCACGUGGGGGUGUGAAGGGCGAGGAGGAGACAGGGAGGGCGCACGGAGGGGGUGGGGUGGAAUGGAGGGGCGCGGCUGUGCAGGGUGGUGGCGCGGGGGAGGUGAGGGGCGGAGGGAGUGUGCAGGGGGGCACCUGCGGAGAGCAGUUGCGGACGCCUGGGCGAGGGGGCGGGUGGGGGAACAGGAGAGGGGGGCGGGGAGGGCGGGGUCGCGGUGGGAGGGGCGCGGCUGGGGGAGGGGCGCUUGCUGUGAGGGGUGAGGGCGGAGGGGGGGAGGGCAGGUGCGCGGGGAGCUGUGAGGUGGGCGAGGUGGAGAGGGCGGGUGGUGCAGGGGCGGGCGAGCAGGGGCGGUGGGGCGGUGGGGCGGUGGGGCGAGCGUGCGCGUUGCUGAUGGGCAAGACGACCAUGUUCUCGCCCCGCCUGCUGCUGGCCCAUGGCGUGCCCGUGGUGCGCGCCGUGCAGGCCGCGGGGGAGUUCGUGGUGACGUACCCGCGGUCGUACCAUGCUGGGUUCAGCCAUGGUACACAGUCUCACACAUGCAUGCACUCACGUGCAACCCCUCUUGCAUGCACUCACGUGCAACCCCUCUGCUCUUCCGUGUCCCCCUCUGCUCUUCCGUGUCCCCCUCUGCUCUUCCGUGUCCCCCUCUGCUCUUCCGUGUCCCCCUCUGCUCUUCCGUGUCCCCCUCUGCUCUUCCGUGUCCCUCUCUGCUCUUCCGUGUCCCCCUCUGCUCUUCCGUGUCCCUCUCUGCUCUUCCGUGUCCCCCUCUGCUCUUCCGUGUCCCCCUCUGCUCUUCCGUGUCCCCCUCUGCUCUUCCGUGUCCCCCUCUGCUCUUCCGUGUCCCCCUCUGCUCUUCCGUGUCCCCCUCUGCUCUUCCGUGUCCCCCUCUGCUCUUCCGUGUCCCCCUCUGCUCUUCCGUGUCCCCCUCUGUCCGCGCCCUGCCUCCCCCCCUCCCCUCCCUCCCCUCCAGGCUUCAACUGCGGCGAGGCGGUCAACUUCGCGCCGCCCGACUGGUUUCCGUUCGCUGCUGCUGCCGCCCGGCGCUACGCCGUGCUGCGCCGCGCGCCGCUGCUGUGCUGGGAGGAGCUGCUGUGCCGCCACGUGGUGGCGCUGCUCAGGAGCGAGGGGGGAAAGAUGGGGGAGAGGGGCGAGAGGGUGGAUGAGGAGCAAGUGGGAAAAAUGCAGGAGAGGGUGGAGGAGGGCGGGAGUGCCGCCAGGACACUAGGGAGGGCGGGAGAGGAGGUGCACGAUGGGUUGAGAGGGCAGAGCGCAGAGAAGGCGGCACGGCAUGCAGUGGUGGUGUUCUCGCCCUGCAAGGAGAGCGGCCCGGGGCCCCCUGCUGAUCGUGUUGACCGCGUUGACUUGCCUCCAUGUACAGCGGCAGCAGCGCCUGGUGGCGUGGCAAGCAGCAAUGGCAGUGGCACACAGAUAGGACGCAGUGAGGAGCGCAGGCGCAGCGAUACUCAUGGUGGCGCUGUUGACCCCGUUGACCUGCCUCCCUCCACUGGCAACACUGACCCCAUGCACCCCUCCACUGGCAACACUGACCCCAUGCACCCCUCCACUGGCAACACUGACCCCAUGCACCCCUCCACUGGCAACACUGACCCCAUGCACCCCUCUAGCCCUCCUGCCUGCACCACACCCCUCGCCCUCAUUCACCCUUCUCACCCUGUGGGCCUUGCUCACCCUAUUGACCCCACUAACCCCACUGACCCCACUGACCCCACUGACCCCACUGACCCUGUUGACCCCAUUGACCCCACUGACUUGGUUGACCCCGUGGACUCUACAGACGCCAUCGAUGCCAUUCAAGUCACCCCACCUCGCCUGGCCGCCAUGGGCCACGUGGGGCGCAGCGCGGUGGAGCAGUUGGUGCGGCUGGUGGGCGAGGAGGGGCGCAUCCAGGCGUGGAUGAAGCAGCGAGGCGCCGUGGUGGCGGUGCUGCCGGGGUUGUCAGCGGCGCUGCCGUGCUCGCUGUGCUGCCGCCUCUGCCACCUGGCGGUGGUGGCGUGCUGCUGUGUGCGCGACCCCAUCUGCCUGCACCACGGUGCGUGCACGUGGCCGGGCUUGGGUGUGGCCAUGUGGGUGGAUGCAUCUCCCCUCGCUCUCAUUGUUCUUCAACACCACUGCCACUUCCCGCAACUCCUGUCUUCUCGUCCCUCGUCUCACCCGUACCGCUGCCUGCCCACGUCUCACCCCAGCAUCAACCGCGCCUGUCGCUGUGGCCCCCUGCGCGUCAUCUCGCUGCGCCGCCACACGCCCGCCCUCCACCGCCUCGCGCUGCGCCUGCACACUGCGCUCUCUGCCACCCCCACCGCGCCGCACCGCACUGUAUGCACGCUGCAAGAGCACCCGAUGGCAGGGCGCGCAGCCGCAGCAGCGGGCGUGCUGGCAGCGCUGGGAGCAGCGGCACCGGCGCGGUGGGAUGAGGACGUGGCUGAUAUCGAAUCACUCUCUAACGAGCAUGACCUGGAGGGGUUCGGAGGGGACGUUGACAGGGAGCAGUGGGUGAGAAAGGGUGGGGGGGGCGGAGGGCGGGGGGCGGGCAUGAACAAUGGAGAGGUGGAGGACGCAGGAGGGCGUACUGUGGGAGGAAUGGGUGCAGUGGUUGAGAGCGGUGGCGAGGGGUGCAGAGAUGGCAGGCAUUGUGGUGGCGAGGGCGAGGAAGCAGAGUGUGGUGCAAGUGAAUGUGCUGUAGCUGAUGGUGCUGUAGCUGAUGGUGCUGUAGCUGAUGGUGCUGUAACUGAUGGUGCUGCUGAGAUGCCAUGCGGCAACGGUGGGUGCAAGCAGGGAGAGCAUGGCAGCAACGAUCACGGUCGUGCCCCCUGCCAUGCACCAUGCUCCUUGCCACACCCGCCACUGCCCCACCCUACCCGACCUCGCGAGUGGAAGCAGCAGAUGGAAGUGAUGCGUGUGCACGCCGAGCAGCUUGCAGCCAUACAGGUGGCAGUAGGGAGCGCCAUGCGUGGUGAGCACGCGUCACCAGCAGCAGAGGGGCGGCCUCCCCCACAGGGGCGUGCUGCCACCCACCCCGCACUGCACCGCCCUGCCGCCACCCCUCCCCCUGCCCUGCCGCCUCCUGCUCCCCCCCACGCCCAUCCCGCGGCACUGUGGGCGCCAUGCGGUGUGCAGGAGAGUGCGGGUGCGGAGGCGAGGACGCAGGUGGGGCAGCGCGCCCACAUGACAGCGCUGGACGUGCUGCUGCUGCCCGCUCCUCCCCCACCCCCCUCGCCUCCUCUCCCGCCCCCCCCGGCCAUGCCCCACCCCCCGCCAACCCCCCUGUGCUUGCCCCGCGCCCUGCUCCUCCCCAGCCGUUCCCAUGGUGCUGUGGCGCGUGAGUGCGUCCCUGUGGUGGCCGCUCAUGGCCGCGUGGGUGCGCCGUGGGAUGGCCCAGCAGCACCACGAGGAGAAGGGCAAGGCAUCACAGUGGCACGUGGAGGCGGGGAGGUGGGGAGCAGUGCAGGCGAGGUAGGCGGUGCAGGGGGGCAGCGAUGGCAGCCGGGUGCAGAGAGCGCGAGGGUGGAGGAGCGGGGCCAAGGUGGUCCAGUAGUUGAGCAGAUGGCGUGCAGUGGCGGGCAAAGAAUGGGUGAAGAAGGGUGCUGUGGGGGGAUGGGAGUGCGAUGCAGCAGCAGCAGCAGGGGGCGGGGUGGGUGCGAUGGGGACCGGGUGGAGGGCAGCAGCGAGGGGGCUGCGCUGGCAGGGGUGGCGGAGGGGGGUGAUGAGAUGGUGGCGGAUGGGGGUGAUGCGAUGGUGGCAUGGGCAGGGACAAGGGUGGAGCCGGACAUGACGCGGUGUGAGAUGGCGGAGAGGGACGGACGCUGGGGAGGGGUGGAGGGCGCUGGGGGAGGAGUGGAGGGCGCCGGGGGAGGAGUGGAGGGCAGAAGGAAGGAAACAGCAGAGGUAGGAGGGUGGGAGGCAGUGGGGGAAAGAGGGGAGGAGCAAAAGGAGGGAAGAGAGGAGGGAGGAGAGGAGGAGGGAGGGGAGGGAUGGAAGGAGGAAAGAGGGGAGCAGAAUAGGGAGGGAAUACGGGGGACAGGAAAGGAGGAAAGAGAUCAGGUAGGAGAGGAAGGAAGAAGGGAGGAAAGUGGGGAGAGAAGAAGGGAGGCAGGAGAGGCGGGAGCAGGGGAAGAAGGAACGGAGGAAAUUGGGGACGGGAAAAUGGAGGGGAAAGAGGAGGGAGGAAAGGAGGAAGGAGGGGAGGAAGGAGGGGAGGAAGUAGAGGAAGGAAGAGGGAAGGAAAGAUGGGGGGUAAGAAUAGGAGGAGAUGAGGGCAACGGUAUGGAUGAAUGGAGCGAGGGAGGAACGGAGAAAGGGAGAGAGGGAGGAGCGAAGGAGCAAGGGGAUGGAUGCGAGGUGGGGAAUGAGGAGGAAGGGGAGGGCGUGCAAGGGGCAGUGCGAGCGGGCAGUGGUGAACAGGCGGGUGAGUGUGAGGGGGGUGGCGGUGAGUGCAAUGGAGUGUGGCGGGCAGACGGAGGAAGCGGAGAGUGCCGUGGCGAAGCGAGUGCGUGUGGUGAGAGAGCGAGUGCGUGUGGUGAGAGAGCGAGUGCGUGUGGUGAGAGAGCGAGUGCGUGUGGUGAGAGAGCGAGUGCGUGUGGUGAGAGAGCGAGUGCGUGUGGUGAGAGAGCGAGUGAGGCGGCGUGCCCACCAUGUGAUGCAUCAGGUGAGGCGGCAGCAACAGCAGCAGGUGCAGCGGAAGGAGGUGAUAGAGAGGGGUAUGCGCUACGAGGUGAUAGAGAGGGGUAUGCGCUACGAGGCCAUCGCCAACAAGUUGCACCUCCUGAUGCCAUUGCUUCUGCACGCACUCAUGCUCAUGCUCAUGCUGAUGGCGACACUGAUGCGGGUAGUGGUGGUGCGUAUGGUGUGCGAGGAGAGGGUGCUGAGACCCCCCUGGGUGGGGCAUCAAGGACGCUGGGAAGGGUGGUGGUGCAGCAGGAGGGACAACAGGAGGGGCAGCAGGAGGGGCAGCAGGAGGGGCAGCAGGAGGGGCAGCAGGAGGGGCAGCAGGAGGGGCAGCAGGAGGGACAGCAGGAGGGGCAGCAGCGGUGGAGCGGAGGGGCGAGCAGGCGGCGGCGGCGGCAGUUGUGGAUGGUGUGGGAUGGCGGGCGGCGGAGGAAGAAGAGCCGCUCCGCUCAGGGGGGCCCGUGGGCGGGCGGUGCUGGUGGCACUGCUGCUCCCCCGCCUCGUGCUCAUCGCAGCCCUGCUGCCACUCGUGGCGGUGGUGGCAGCAGUGGCAGUGAGAAGAGCAGCAGUGACGACUGGCGCUGGGCGUGGGAGAGCAAGGGGCGGAGGAGCAGACGGGGCAGGCGAGAGGUAGGGCACUUGUUGGCAAGAGGGGAGCAGGGGGGCAUGGCGCUGGCAGUGAGGGGAGAGAAGAGGAAGGCAGAGGAUGAGGGGCGGGUAGAUGCGGGCAUGGCGGCAGCAGCUGCAGCAGCAGCAGCAGCAGCAGGCGUGAGUCCGGCGAAGCAGAGGCGGCUGGUGGAGGUGAGCGGAGGGAGCUGCGGUCCACGGGCUGUGAGGGAGGACAGGGCUGUGAGGGAGGACAGGGCUGUGAGGGAGGACAGGGCUGUGAGGGAGGACAGGGCUGUGAGGGAGGACAGGGCUGUGAGAGAGGACAGGGCUGUGAGAGAGGACAGGGCUGUGAGGGAGGACAGGGCUGCGAGGGAGGACAGGGCUGUGAGAGAGGACAGGGCUGUGAGGGAGGACAGGGCUGUGAGAGAGGACAGGGCUGUGAGGGAGGACAGGGCUGUGAGGGAGGACAGGGCUGUGAGAGAGGACAGGGCUGUGAGGGAGGACAGGGCUGUGAAGGGGACGAUGGAGGUGGUGGGCAUGGGGGGUGGGCUUUCACACGAGCACGCAUGGCAUGCAACGGAAGGUGGGUCGAGGUGCGAGAGUGGUGAGGCCUCUUUGGUGGUCAGCAGCGCGGUGAAGAGUGGUGCCGUGCGCAGCUGUCGGUCCAUGCUGGUGGGCCAGCAUGGGCAGGGUGGGCAGGGAGGCGCAGCGGAGGGAGGGGAGGGGUGGAGGGCGGAGGGCCCGUGGGAGAAGGGCUUCUGGCAGCUCGUGGUGCGGCAGCGCCGCACGUGGCAGUACCGAUUAUCGAGCCCUGGCGCUGACGACUGA